AUGAGUGAAGCUACUGGAUUCUCCGGACGUAGGUCUGUUGCUAGCAACGCUAAUGGGACUGAAACCGAGCUCGACACGCCUAAACGCGCGAUCGACACGAACGGUAAAGUUUUCGAUGUUCCCGACUACACUAUAAAAGACAUCCUGUCUGCUAUUCCCAAAGAAUGCUACAAAAGAGAUCUAUGGUGGUCGCUACACUACGUGGUACGGGAUAUCGCCGCGAUCGCUGUCAUUGGGUACGUGGGUACCAACUACAUUCCAGUUUGGUUCCCAUCCAGCGCGCUUGCUCGUACUGCGGCCUACAUGGUUCAAUCGUACCUGAUUGGUCUAUUCGGCUUCGGACUUUGGAUUUUAGCCCAUGAGUGCGGACAUUCUGCAUUUUCCGAUUCGAACUUGGUCAAUGACACUGUUGGCUGGGUUCUACACUCUUGGUGGAUGGUUCCAUACUUCUCGUGGAAGUUUUCGCACAGCAAGCACCACAAAGCCACUGGCCAUAUGACUAGAGACAUGGUUUUCGUGCCAUACACACAAGAAGAAUAUUUGGAGGCCAAAAACAAGUCCAAGGUGGCGGAGCUGAUGGAGGAGGCUCCAAUCGUAACCCUUUUCAAUUUGAUUGCUCAACAAAUUGGUGGUUUGCAAUUGUACUUGGCCACUAAUGCUACGGGCCAACCAUACCCUGGGGUAUCCACAUUUUUCAAGUCUCACUACUGGCCCACUGCUCCCUACUUUGACGCCAAGGACUACUGGUAUAUUAUUCUCAGCGACAUUGGUAUCAUUUCCACUUUGACGGUUAAUUAUUUAUGGUACAGGGCUUUCGGCGCGCAUGUUGUGCUAAUCAAUUGGUUUUUGCCAUGGCUAUGGGUCAACCACUGGUUGGUAUUUGUGACCUUUUUGCAACACACGGACCCUACUAUGCCUCACUAUGAUGCUCAGGAAUGGACCUUUGCUAAGGGUGCCGCCGCAACCAUCGACAGAAACUUUGGUUUUGUAGGUCAACACAUUUUUCACGAUAUCAUAGAGACUCAUGUGCUCCACCACUACUGCAGCAGAAUUCCCUUUUACAAUGCCCGUAAGGCCACAAGUGCCAUCAAGGAUGUUAUGGGUAAACACUAUCGCUACGAGGGUGAAAACAUGUGGAAAUCCUUGUGGAAAGUGACCAGGUCUUGUCAAUUUGUCGAGAACAACGACGGCAAAGACGGUGUCUACAUGUUCAGAAAUGGCAAUAAGAUUGGUCCAGAGCCUAUAGCUGGUAACUAA
Molecule: messenger RNA, 1257 nt
Organism: Lachancea nothofagi CBS 11611
Lineage: Eukaryota; Fungi; Ascomycota; Saccharomycetes; Saccharomycetales; Saccharomycetaceae
Source: the annotation of a GenBank genome assembly